Enterospora canceri is the source of this 1161-nucleotide messenger RNA. The record is from the annotation of a GenBank genome assembly. NCBI's taxonomy places the organism in Eukaryota, Fungi, Microsporidia, Enterocytozoonidae.
AUGUUUAGCUUAGAAAAAGAUGAAAAAGAUAAAUCAGGGGAAAUAGAAAAGAGUAAAGAAGCAACUGCUGUGGCAGGUUUACUAUCCCUGGAAAAAGAGACAGAUGGGCCAAACAAAACAAAUUCGGUCCAUGGAAUAGCCACAGGCACAAUCAUAGUAAAAGAAAAAGAUGAUUCUGAUGUGAUUAUUGAAAAUGAAUCAGCUGAAUUUUCAGAUAAAAAGGGAUCUAGAAGCAACAAUGCUCAAAACAAAAAUAGCGACUACAGUGAGCUGUUUUCUGGGAAACCUGUUCAGAAUGACUCCAGCAACUACUACAAUAAAGAUGGCUUCAAUGUCAAGGAAGUGUACAAGAAGGGCUUAAGUGCAUUUGUUGCUAAAAAUAAUUUGGCCAACUUAUCAAGUGGACCAUUUGGGAUAUUCAAGUCAAAAAUAAAAUGCAGUAACACACUGCUUGGAGUAGUAAGGGAGAAGACACUCUUCAUGUACUUCUUAUAUCGCAAUUUGAGGUGCACGAAGGAGUACGAAGAGUUGUACAGGGCGUAUGUGCCUAGACCAGAAAACAAAAGCAUAGAAAGCUAUAAAAUAGGUGAAAUGUAUUUAGUAGGAAACAGAACAGGAAAUAGGGUGAGAAAUAGAGCAGUUUCAUUACCAAAAUAUAGAGACAAUCAUUUUGCAUGUGAGAGUGAUGAAAACUGUAAGAACAUGAAGAUCACGGAAAAGAAGGGUGUUACAAGGGGCAGAAAGAGCUGUGCUACCACCAAAAACAGAGCUAUCAAAACGAACAAGCACUAUAAUCCACCAAUAGACAACCAGGAUAUUAGAAAGUACAAGGGGUGGAUUGCAGAGAAUGUGCCAAAAAUAAGAACAAUUUCAGAGAAGGAACCUGAAUACAGAAAUGUGCCUUAUUUGGUUUGGAUUGAUUCUAUGGUGAACCAUUUUAUCAAGCGAUUCUACAAAUCAAUGGAUUUGGAGGAUGACGAGAUUGAAAUUGAAAGAACAGUCUUCCAGCUGGCAUUGCGACUGGGUACUGAAUGGGGGAUGAUGGGGAUGAAUCAGAAACAAGAGUGGCUGAAAAAGGCCAAGAAGGAUGUGAGGAAGUGGAUGGAUGAGCAGAAGACAGCAAAAGAAAAUAAUUCAGAAAAUGAAGAGAGUGAGAAAUAA